Molecule: messenger RNA, 570 nt
Organism: Cavenderia fasciculata
Lineage: Eukaryota; Evosea; Eumycetozoa; Acytosteliales; Cavenderiaceae
Exons: 3
Coding region: 1-570 (189 amino acids)
Source: RefSeq, a predicted model, not a curated record
AUGUCAAUGAAUAACCAGGUUGUCGUGUCUGCUAGUCUUUUAUAUUAUCUUUAUAAAGUUAAUAUGUACACGACACGUGAUCAAUAUCUAGAUAUAAAACAACAAACUGGUGCAUUCUAUGGUGAUCCUACAUUAUUUCAACAAAAUAGAAAAGGUUUUACAGAUGCCUUUGCAAGUAAUACUUUUAUCAAAACUUUAAAAACAAAUUAUACAUUCUUUCAAUUAGAUUCCGUAUCAACAAAUAUAUUUAGUCAAUCACUUGAAAAAUUGGAAAUUAUUCAAUUUAGUUGGUAUCCUUUUGAUUAUUGUCAAUUAACAAUUGAAUCAUUAUUAGAAAUGAUUAGAACAAAUAGUCAUAAAAAUCUUAAAAAAUUAUCUCUAACAUGGGUAGGAAAGAACAAGGAUUUGGAAAAUAGUUUUAUCAAUGCAAUGACUCUAAACACUACCAUUGAUAAAUUAUGUUUAAAAGAAUCCAAUUCAUCAUUUAUCAAACCAAUAUUUAAAUUUAUUCGUGGUAAAGGAUGGUUAUCAAUUAAUCCAAAUGAUUGUAGACCAUUACAUACAUUAUAA